ACAGCACAGCCAGUCCUUUCGUGCACCUCUUGCGCCGCCAGCUUUAGUAGUCUCACCUCGUAUAUUGAGUUGUACUCUUCGGGUGCCUGGACUCGACUUCCCCCCCCCCCCCCCGCAUAGUCCGCAUAGCUCGGCUCUGUUAGUUACUUCCGGGGUUUCGGAAUGGCAUUGCGAACGUGUCUGGUUCAGAGAGUAUUGAGGUUGAUUUUAGAUCGCUGAAGCCUACCUCUACUCUGUGAUUAUUGUCGUGCUAGUCGCUGCUGACCAUUGUACGAGCAUCUGCUCGCCACUCCACCUAACGACCUCGAACUGUCCGAGUCUAAGUGUAUGCAGUGUUUUUUUUUCCCUCUACUUUGAUUUUCCCUCAAGAGCUUUCGCUCGACUGUGGUUACAUUGUGGUAACCGUCGGCUCUUGUAGGAAAAUAUUGACGGGCCCAUUCAAAAUUAGGGUUACAUUUAGUAUCCGCAGCUCUCAAUGGACUUUUUAACGAGGAUAAAGUCACCCUGACUCAGCACGCGUUACCUAGCUCGCAAACGAUCCCUAGUACGCGUUAGAGUAGGUCGCGUUUCUCGCCAUGGCAGCGGAGCAGGGACUGCCGAGUCCCGGCAUUCGGUUGGCGGAUCCCGCCGCGCUUCUAACGCAUAUCGAGGUCCCCAACCAGGUCAAGGAUGUCAUAAUGGACGGUCCAGAUCGCAACAGCGACGCCUACUACACGUAUUUGGACGCCGUGGAUCGGCUGAACGGUGCAGUGCGGUUCAUAGAGGAGGAGUUGCGGAACGGGCGGUACCUGAUCGCCAAGGCCAUGGAGAACGUCAAGGCGGACUUUCACGGGCUGCUGGCAGACAGCAGUCUCUUUCCGGACCUGGACGAGCUUCGGGAGGCGAUGCUGUCAGAGGAGUCACCGGACCAGAUAACGCCCCCAGAGAUGAUUGCCGAGGCUGCGCUGCCGAAGCUGCAUGCCAUGGCUCGUCGGCUGGUGGAGAACGGAUGUGCUUCGGACUGCACGCGCGCUUACAAGGAGAAACGGGAGGCAGCGCUUAGAAGGAAUUUCCAGCGGGCUGGGGGUGCAGACGAUGACCAAGGCGGAGAUCCACAGCACCCCAUGGCCGCAGCUGGAGGAGCGGAUGAGGCGGUGGAGCGAACACAUGCACAUUGGGAUGAUUCUGGUGGCAGGCGAACGGGAGGCAUGUGACGAGGUGUUUGACGGUUGGAGCCGUGCG
Closterium sp. NIES-67 is the source of this 1221-nucleotide messenger RNA. Lineage: Eukaryota; Viridiplantae; Streptophyta; Zygnematophyceae; Desmidiales; Closteriaceae. The record is from the annotation of a GenBank genome assembly.